Puccinia graminis f. sp. tritici CRL 75-36-700-3 is the source of this 4173-nucleotide messenger RNA. RefSeq lists its product as uncharacterized. Lineage: Eukaryota; Fungi; Basidiomycota; Pucciniomycetes; Pucciniales; Pucciniaceae. The record is from RefSeq and is a predicted model, not a curated record. The transcript has 10 exons. Bases 1 to 4056 code for a protein of 1351 amino acids.
AUGUCAGAACCACGGACGACAGGCGACGAAUCGAUCCUUCCGACGGGUGCAACCGACGCCAGGGAAUCAAACAAUGACGCCGGCGUCGAUCCCCGUCCUCAGCCGUUGUUCAACCCGCCGUCUACCGCUUCCACUCCCCUUGGCACGAAUCCACCAAGUCCCUGGAUCAUCACCCCGCCAGAGUUGCUUUUUACCGCCAGCCCCCAUUUGGAAACCCCCAAUAUCGACAGCGAAAUGAGGAUAAAGAUCAAUUCACAAACCGACAACAAUCGAAUAGAAAAGAGUGAGGGUUUCGAGGAUGAGGAGGUCGCCGAGGAGGAGGUCGACCACCUCGAUCAAUCGGACCACGGACCAGACCACGACCGAGAGGAGGAUAGCCGAUCCGAAGAUGGCCAUCCUGAAGCAAACAUCGCGGAUUCGGACGACACAGAUGCCGUGCGAGAUCCGCAAGGGAACGCGAAGGAGUGGUUCCUCCCAAAUUUGGAGGACACCUUCGAGACCUACAUCGAUCACGGGUGUAUCCUUGACAAGCAAGGGUACCCGAUCUAUCCCAACGGAAAAACGAUCUUCGUGCGCAAACCUGGCGAGAUGGUGACGAACUUCGGCACCGUUGGUUUUUCGAAAACAUCCUCAAGCAAUAAGCGAGGUAUCAACAACGAUUGGAAAGUUGUUUGUUACUUCUGCCUGGGGGCCCUGAAGCUUGAAGAGGGGAAAACAAAAUGUCCCGGUAAAUCAGGGAAAUGCAAGGGCAAUGUUACCCACAAGAAAUGUUGCCGAAACUCCGUGGCUGUAAGAUUCGAUUACCACUUGCCUACCGGAUGGGGUCUCCUCAGGCACAAGGGCACACAUCCGCAUCCGUGGCCUGAGGCUAAAAAGCCUGACCCCAUGUCCAAGGAUGAGUUGAAAGCGGAAAUUUUGAAGAAUCCGAGUGCGGGGGCACUUAAACUUAAGACUGGAAAGCGGACGGAUCCAGCUGCCGGCGCAAAUAGUGUAACUGAGAUCCAUCCAGCUUAUAUCAACAAAGACCGAUUGGCGUAUUACCGGCGUAAGAUGCUCGUCGAAUUGAACUUGGUUCCUGACAAACUUGGGGGAGGAAUAGGAGACAAAUUUGUCUUGGACAUGUUUGCGUGGGCUGCGCGUGGCUUGUUGAUAACGUCUGCUUCAUUCUUGCCACAGAAUGAACACUUCACAUUCCAAACCCAAUGGAUGGCCGAUCGACUACUUGCUAGGGAUGAGAAUAAUCAGGUCUACAGCGGGGGUCUCAUAUCCGAUGUCACGUACCGAUACUUCGAAACAGGCUACUUGCUCUCAACCUCAAUGUACUGUGAAGACCUUCACCGAUGGAUACCGAUCCAACUGACUUGGAUCCGCGGGUUGAGUGAGGAAUACUACAAACUCCAUUUCACCACACUCUUCAGACAGUUUCAAGCCGCACCAGUAACACCUGCCGAACGUGACACGCUAGUCCGCCAAGUGGUUGACUUCUCCAGUGCUCAAGCCGAGGGAUUUGUCUCAGCGUAUCUGGAAGUCUUUCGUCAGGGAACUCGGAAAGAGGUGAGGCGCAUGCUGAAAGGGUGUCGGGAGCAUUUCCGCCAGUCUGUCACACGAAUCAAGCGUAAUCGGGCUCUCAUGACUGCUGACAAGGAGGAGCCUUUCCGAAAAGCAUGCAUGGAUCUCUUGGAACACCAAGAAGCCGGCGGGAAGACUCAUGAAGAGAAGGUGGACUUCAUUAGGCGACGUUAUCCCAAAGUUUGCAAGUGGCUUGAUUGGUGGACGGUUUCUGACAUUGAGGCCCUCCUCUUUCCAUCGCGACAACCCCGACUUGAGGAUACUCCUGACGGUCUUCCCGAUACUACCAAUGCCCAGGAGAGUAUGCACCGGAUCUACUACAGGCUGAGUGACGGAAAACAGUGCAUCAUGGUUGGAAUGGUUGACCUGUUCUCCUUUGUAAAAAUGCUGGAAGAAGAUUGGAAAGCUGCGAUGAAGGGGAUCCCGAUUUCCUAUGGGGCCAACCCCACCACGGACAUUGGCACCACCCUUGGUAUCGUGAAGAAACGCAAACGUGGCGAAGGGAAGUUCAUCAAUGAUGGAAGGCCCCCGGACACAACAGACGAGCUUGUUGAUGGAAAGAAGAAGAAAAAAGCAAAGCUUGGCAGGCCCCCCAAUUCAACAAACUUCAACAAAAGCCUCUGGUCAGCUUAUCCAUCUUACCACGCGAAUAAGGACAACCCAACUCGAAGAAACCGCUGUUGGCUCGCCGCAGGUCUUGAAUCUCUUUAUGCUCUUUUCAGCCCAUUAUGGCUCCGUGGAAUCAGCGGUCAUGGGAAGGACGUCUUCACCGCAAUCGCUCAUCACUUCUCAUGUCGAUCAACUGGCGAACUAAAUGGCAGUAACGCAAUUCGUUCAACUUUGACGCGUGGACAAAACAUGGUAUUCGAUGUUCUCAGUCCUAAAUAUCCAGGACGAUUCCUUCCCGGCGCGUUUGCUUCUUGCGAUUACUUCCUUGAGGUCGCGUUGGAUCCCCAACUUCACAAGAAGGAUGAGUAUAAGCAGCUCUUCUCGAUUGAUGAACAUCGAACUUUCACCUGCGAACUCCAGCCGAAUAAAUUGCAGAAGCACUCCACUCGAGAUCACCGCACCCUUCAUCUAAUCGAGAUGUGGCAAACCGAUGGAUUGCUGGCAACUUCGGGUAUGAUCUGCAAACACUGCAAUCCAAACAAACCAAAACCGAAGCUCCCGAAGAACGCCAAAAUUCAAAAAGUGUCUUCCGAUGUCGACAUUGUCAAGCUGCUUGGAUCCUCUGAAAACACAUCACACCACAUAAUUGAUCGAUCAAGAUUGGCUGUCCCAGCAAAUGGAGCCCCGCUUCAUCUUAAUUUCUAUGUAGAUGUCACCGGCAUAACCGACAAGAAACAGAAAAAUAACUUUAUGGGAUCGAUCGAUUGGCCGUUCAAGAUUAACGUUGGAGGCGCCACAUACACUCUGAUCUCCCGGGGCUACUGGCAACAUAAUCACUACUGGUGUAAGGUCCUUCGAAGUGCUAACAUCUCAGCUGACAAGGGUAGUUUGACCGCAAUUUGGUUACACAACGACGCCGAGAAUGAUGGGUAUGCUCAACAGAUCAAUCGUGUUCCCAGUUCAAUUGCCGGAGUGGAAGAAAACACAAGCUGGCUCCUUUAUUCGCGCGACUGGACACCUUCGGAGGAAGAAUAUGUCAACAACGCGAUUCAGAAAAUCAUAGCCGAAAAUCCAGAAGCUGCUGGCGAUGUCCCUUUCAAGGAGAUGAACUCAACGUUAAUUCCCCACACCACCACAAACGAAGUUAAAUCUACUCCUCCAACUACUGUCACAUCCCAGGCCAGAGAAAAAUCGCCUUCAACAACUACGGGUAAUGCUCCAAAAAAUUACACUUCACCAGUCAAAGGAACAACUCCGAUUGCACAACUCGCCUCUCAAAUGAAUGCACAGAUUGCUCGAAAGUAUGCACUAGACCAAAAAGAACCAGACACCAAACAACAGUGUUCCUUGGAUGCAGAAGUCACACUGGAAAUAGACGAAUCAUUCCUCUCGGUUGGCGACAAAUCUCAUGGUGAUCAAUCUUUUGUGCUUGGCGAUCAAUCUCUUGGCGAAUCUCAUGGUGAUCAAUCUUUUGUGCUUGGCGAUCAAUCUCUUGAAUCCCAUGGUGAUCAAUCUUGUGGCGAAGAUGGCAACAAAGACGGCGGUGAUCAAACCUUUUCUCUUGGUGAUCAUACUGGCGAAGACGGUGGUGAUCAAACCUUUUCUCUUGGUGAUCAUACUGGCGAAGACGGUGGUGAUCAAUCUUUUGCUCUUGGUGAACAGUCUCUUGGCAAUCAAACUGGUAAUCAGUCUCUAGCGGAUGAAACAGAUGAUCAUGUUACUCAAACUCAGGUGAAACACAGUCAGGAGGAUGAAGAAGUCCCUCAGAAACCUCCAAUACGGUUCAAGGUCAUACUGAGACCACCUGAGCAACGAUCACCUCCAAGUACCAAAGGAAAAACCCAGGCUUCAAGACGAUCAGUGAGAAAGAAAAAAUGAGAUUGAAAGAUUGUUCUCCUGGACUGACUUCACUUUUCCAUUUAUUCUGUUUGAGGCUCUGCGUUUUUUAUUUUUGAUCUGCUUUUUGAUUUUUUUUUCUUCUUUUGUUCAUUCCUU